This is a messenger RNA of Coffea eugenioides, 830 nucleotides long. RefSeq lists its product as uncharacterized. The coding region runs from base 224 to 544 and encodes 106 amino acids. Gene Ontology annotation, cellular component: endoplasmic reticulum membrane. Lineage: Eukaryota; Viridiplantae; Streptophyta; Magnoliopsida; Gentianales; Rubiaceae. Gene Ontology annotation, biological process: vacuolar proton-transporting V-type ATPase complex assembly. The record is from RefSeq and is a predicted model, not a curated record. The transcript has 3 exons.
GUCAAAGCUUUUAGUCAGACUCCGUCGGCGACUCGGAGGCCCAUCGCUCUGCCACCGCCUCCCCGCCACCGCCGCAAUUAAGCUGAUUUAAAUUAUCCGAACUGCAGCUUUGUCCGUUCAAACUAGUAUUACUACACAGUCCGGACUUCUUUUUUCUCAUCGAGGCAACUCCUCCUUCAAUUCAGCCCGUUGGCAACCUCAGCAUUUACAGGUAGAAGGUGUUAUGGUGGGAGUAAUACAAAAAUUUGUUAUUGCGUCUAUGUUUAUGUGGGCCGCUCCUGUUGCUAUUUUAUAUGGUUUCAACCAUAAUUUCUUUCCUGGUUCUACUCAAUUGUCUCCUUAUUCUGUUACAUUGUUGAGCGGCUUCCUAGCUGUCAUAUCUGUGAACAUGGUUAUCGCAUUCUACAUUUAUAUGGCAAUGAAGGAACCAUCAUAUAAGCACGAGCCCGAUCCUAGAUUCCUUGCAGAGGCCAAGGCUAGUAUUCAGCACUCUGAAUCAACUGAACUUGAGGAUUCAUCAAGUACACGGACGAAACAAGAGUAGCUCUAUCUGGUUGCAGUCUCUCAGCUGCUGGAUUGUAUUAAAAAGAAAAUGUGCCAGCACAAUGACUUGUUAAUUGAGAAAAUGUGCCAGUACAUUGACAUACUAAUUGCGUGCUAAUGCGACAAAUUAAUUUUCCCUAGUCAUGGUUCUGUUAUAGUGCUGGAAAUAGUGUUGGCAAAUUUCGCCAGGUAACAACGGUAGAACUGGAAUACACUGUAAUUUUAGAGGGCUGGUAGUCCAGCUACAUUGAUUCAUCUUCUUCACGGUAUUGUCUUAGUUAUUGUCA